Protobothrops mucrosquamatus (brown spotted pit viper) is the source of this 3711-nucleotide messenger RNA. RefSeq lists its product as uncharacterized. Gene Ontology annotation, molecular function: transmembrane transporter activity. Gene Ontology annotation, biological process: transmembrane transport. The record is from RefSeq and is a predicted model, not a curated record. Lineage: Eukaryota; Metazoa; Chordata; Lepidosauria; Squamata; Viperidae. The transcript has 20 exons. The coding region runs from base 1 to 3711 and encodes 1236 amino acids. Gene Ontology annotation, cellular component: membrane.
AUGACUUUUGCUGACAUUUUGGACAAUGUAGGAGGAAUGGGCCGUUUUCAAAGGAUGAUGGUCACCUUCCUGGCCAUCCCUCUCUUGAUGCUGGCCAGUCAGAACCUCCUGCAAAACUUCACAGCCGGCAUCCCGCAGCAUCACUGCCAAAUUCGCAUCGCCUCCAAUGCCACUCGUCACGGCAACGGCACCGUGGGAAAUUUGGGAGCCGAUCAGCUCCUGAGGGUCUCCAUCCCGACGGACACGAACCGACAGCCUGAGCAAUGCCGGCGUUUCGUGGCCCCGCAGUGGCGGUUCCUGGACCCGAAUGCGAGUCUUGGCAACCAGACUGUAUUUGACACCGAAGCGUGUGAGGAUGGUUGGACUUACGACAGGAGCUUGUUCAGCAACACGAUUGUCAGUGAGUGGAAUCUAGUGUGCGAAUCUCGGUCACUGAGGCAAAUGGCUCAAUCCCUUUACAUGGCUGGCGUAUUGAUUGGAUCGCUCCUGAUUGGGAAUCUCUCAGACAGGUUUGGCAGGAAAUCCCUGAUCAUUUGGUGCUACCUGCAGAUGGGCGUGGCCGGAGCUGGCACCGCCUUUGUGCCCAACUUCUCCAUUUACUGCGUCCUCCGUUUCCUGUGCGGCAUGGCGAUGUCGGGCAUCUCUCUCAACUCCGUUUCUCUCUGCAUGGAAUGGAUUCCCAGCAAAUACCGGGCCAUCGUUGGCACAAUCAAUGGCUACAGCUACACAACUGGGCAGUUCAUCCUGGCUGGCAUGGCGUACCUCAUCCGGGACUGGCGCUGGCUGCAGCUGGCCGUCUCCCUCCCUUACUUUGUCUUCUUCCUCUAUUCCUGGUUUUUCGUCGAAUCUGCCCGCUGGCUGGCCAUUUCGGGGAACCAGGAGAAGGCGGUGAAGGGGCUAAAGAAGGCUGCCUGGAUCAACGGGAAGAAGGAAGAGGGGAAUAAACUCAGCGUGGAGGUUUUGAAAGCCAGCAUGCGGUCUGAGGGCUCUUCCACCAAAUCCAGCCACAGUAUGGCCGAUCUGGUGAGGACGCCGGGCAUGCGUAGAAUCUCCUUCGGGGUCAGCUUUUUUUGGUUUGCCACCAGCUUUGCUUAUUAUGGGCUGGCCAUGGACCUGCAGAAUUUCAAUUUCAACAUCUAUCUGGCCCAGCUGGUGUUUGGGGUGGUCGACAUUCCCUCCAAAUUCAUCUCGGUGCUCACCAUCAUGUAUGUGGGCCGACGGUUCUCCCAAGCGCUCUCGCUGAUCAUGGCUGGACUGUGCAUCUUGGCUAACAUCUUUGUUCCGCACGAUUUGAGCACUCUGAGGAUGAUAUUUGCUGUAAUUGGCAAGGGAUCUUUGGCGGCUUCGUUUAAUUGUGCCUACAUCUUUUCUGGAGAACUUUUCCCAACUAUAAUCAGACAAUCUGGAAUGGGUCUGGGGGGCACCAUGGCUCGGAUUGGGAGCAUGGCCGCCCCCUUGGUGAGGAUGAGCGGGGAGUUUUUCCCACCGCUGCCCCUGAUCAUCUACGGCACGGCCCCCAUCGUGUCUGGCCUCGUCACCUGCUUCCUCCCGGAGACCCUGAACAGACCGCUGCCGGAGACGAUCGAAGAAGUCGAAAGACGAUCCAAACCCAACGAAGAAGACGAGCUGCAAAUGAAAGUUCUCCUGUCCUCGGAAAAGUGGAGGGAGGCGAAAGGAUCGGAGUGCAAUCAAAACGCACCCCGGGACGACAAAAGUACAACACACAGCGGGCAGCGGCUGGAUCUGUUUGCCCACCAGCAGGCGAAACGGGGCGUCUUCUCCAGCGACCGGUUUGCAUUUCAACACGGGAGCAGAUGGACACGCCAGGCGUCCGGCUGGCAUUGCGUAACCCUUUGGACUACCUCUGCCACCUCCUCCGUCUUCCUUCGAGUCCUGCGAGUUAGCCAGGACGGGCAUCUCCCCAUCUGGCAAGCCGACGUGGCUUUCAACAGGGUCCCUUCCGUCGCCGGGGCGAGCAUUUCUCUGUGUGCGUCGAGUCUACGUCCCGCCACGAAGCCCGCCAUGCCCUUUGGUGACCUUCUGGCUCAAGCGGGCGGCCUGGGAAGAUUUCAAGUGCUCAACGUGGCGCUGUUGUGUUUCCCGAUGCUCCUGAUGGCAGCCCACAACCUGUUGCAGAAUUUUACGGCUGCCGUUCCCAGGCAUCACUGCCGGGUGGCCUUGAACAAAGGAUGCGCCGAUGGGAACGCCACGGGAAAUCCGGAUUGCCGGGCGCUGCUGAGAGCGUUCAUCCCCCAAGAUGGGGACUGGGGGCCGGAGAAGUGUUGGCGCUUUGUCAACCCCCAAUGGCGGCUGUUGGCGUUUAAUUCAACGGGACGGGAGCCAACGGAGGCUGAGCAGGAGCCAUGUCUGGACGGGUGGACCUACGAAGGGACGGUUUUUACAUCCACCAUCGUAACCGAGUGGGACCUGGUGUGCGAUUUCCGGAGCCUCCAGCAGCUGGCGCAGUCUAUCUACAUGGCCGGUGUGCUGGUGGGUGCCAUAGUCUUCGGAGGCCUCUCUGACAAAUUCGGGCGGAAGGCUCUGCUUCUCUGGUCCUGUUUCCAGAUGGCAGUUUCCGGAUCCUGCACGGCAUUUAUUCCCACUUUCAGCGCUUAUUGUGUCUUGCGCUUCCUCACCGGCAUGGCCGUUUCCGGGGUUGGCCUCAACUGUGUGUCGCUGUCUGUGGAGUGGACGCCGAUGCAUUCCCGAGCCGCAGUCAGCAUGGUGACCGGCUACAGCUACAGCCUUGGGCAAUUCAUCCUGGCAGGCAUGGCGUACGCCAUCCGGGACUGGCGUUGGCUUCAGCUGGCCGUCUCCCUCCCCUACUUUGCCUUUUUCCUCUAUGGCUGGUGGUUCAGAGAAUCUGCCCGCUGGUAUGCCACGGCGGGCAAGCCCGACCGGGCGCUGAAAGAGCUUCAGAAGGUUGCUCGGAUAAACGGGAAAAAGGAUUGCCAGGAGAAGCUCAGUCUUGAGGUUUUAAAAGCCAGCCUCCGGACAGAGAACUCGGCAGCCAAAACCAAGUUCCCGGUGGCUGAUUUGGUGCGCACGCCGUCCCUGCGCCGCAUCACGGUGUGCCUUUGCUUCGUCUGGUUCUCCACCAGCUUUGCCUAUUAUGGUCUGGCGAUGGACCUGCAGAAUUUUGGGGUCAGCGUCUACCUUAUCCAGGUGAUCUUCGGCGCGGUAGACAUUCCUGCAAAAUUGGUGGCUUUCCUUGUGAUCUGCUAUUCCGGCCGUCGGAUCGCUCAGGCGUUGAGCCUCAUCUUAGCUGGCCUGUCCAUCGCGGGGAACAUUUUUGUGUCCCGUGAUAUGCAGAUCCUAAGGACCAUCUUUGCUGUCUUUGGGAAAGGAUGUCUGGGCGCCUCUUUCAGCUGUGUCUUCUUAUACACUGGAGAACUCUACCCUACAGUGAUCAGGCAAACCGGGAUGGGCUUUGGCAACACCAUGGCGCGUGUCGGGGGGAUUGUGGCCCCUCUGGUGAGGAUGACCAGCGAGUAUUUUCCGUCCUUUCCCCUUGUCAUCUAUGCCACGGCCCCCAUCAUCUCCGGCCUGGCGGCCUGUUUCCUGCCCGAGACUUUAAAUGUGCCUCUUCCAGACACCAUACAAGACGUAGAGGAGAGAAAACAGCAGAAAAGAGGAGGCUUGUCAUCCAGGCCCAGUUCUCCUGGCUAUGAAAGAAAUCCAAGAGGCAGAAAAAGAUUCCAGGCUACUUGA